CGCUAACGCGCGCUGAGUUACUGACGCGUCGAUAAUUCAAAAUAUCGUAUGUUUUUGUUCAUAAUGCAUGUUAUUUUUCUUUUAAAGGGUUAUUAAAGUGAUUAAGGCCUGGUCAUAUUCAGCCCAGUGAUGUGCUAAUAGUGUUUUUUAUUUUUAAUAGUGACGUUUUUGGCACCUUUUUUGGAUUUUUAUUCCGGAUUGACUUCGUUCCUAGAAUUGCUGACGACGUUGCCAAAACUACUAGGAAAUGUUCGGAGAUUGACAGAUAGUGAUGUCGUGGACGACGUUGACACUAACAUUGAAUGGGCUAAUUGUAGAAGCAGCUAUGUUGACUACUAGUGACGUGAAUUUUAAAAUAAUGAUAUCUAAUAAAUGAGGUAAUAAAACGUACAGUGUAAGGUGAAGUGCAAAACGCAAGAGAAAUCGUGUAACGUUGUAAGAACGUUAACGUUUUAAACUUAUUUAUAACGUUAUUUAUAAUCUAUGGUCGGUAUGAUGUGGUUCAAGAGAGAUCCGAAGCCGGUGGAAAAACCGGUUGACAAAAUUGAAAAUGGAAUGGUGGGAAGGUUGAGGCGGAAAAAACCGGUUCUCCUCAAGUCCACGAGGGAAUCCAGUGAACGGGAGACGUCGACAGAGAGUGAAAAGGAGAAAAGACGGUACUCAGACAUUUUGGAUAUAAAGGUUUCACAGGAAAGACGGGAUGAGAGCGACGAAUCACUAUAUGAGUCGGCUGACUGUCACAGCGAUGCCAUAUCUGCGAGUGAAGAUACCUUACCCAGACUCGGUAAAACACCGACCAUGAGUAAAGAGUCUCUCAAACUCGCUGUCACCGACGAAGAAGUCGAGCUCGCCAAGAACAUCAUCAAAAAAGGACACAGGAAAACCAUGUCCUUGUCAAAUCCUUUAGAAAUCGUCAAGACCUUAGGUGACGAAUGGUUCGACAAUAAGAAAGAAAUGGAAAAGAAUACAGACAAACGAAAGUCGAAAGAAAGCCUUUGGAGUGAAGAGGACAGAGAUUCAAUUAACAGUUCCUCAAUGAAAAUUAAUCCAGAAAGAAUAAAUAGCAAGAAAGAUAACAAAAGCCAGUCAAGUAAAAACAGUGCUGUUGAUGGUUCUAAAUCUAGAAAAAGUAAUAAGGGUUCUUCGGUUAGUGCUCUCAACUUCCUAAGAAGGAAGAAGGUUCCGACGUCUGCGAUGAAAGCUGUAGAGGUUGUGGCUGAAGUUGUGGACAAAAUUAUUAGCACUGAAGAGUUACUAAAUUAUACUAGAUUAUUUCUUGAAGAAGAGCGACGACACGCAUCUGUUCGAGAUUACAAACCACCGCCUGUUGAGACUGAUUCUGAUGAUGAUAUACCUACUCCUAAAUUGAUUGGAGAACACAGAAGGAGACUCAGCAGGCAGACUUCUAGAAGUAAAAGUAAAGCUAGGGGAAAGAGUCAGUCCGUGAAAGUGAAUACUUUGAGGAAAUCUCACAGUGGGACUUUGAAGAAAGGCAAAAAAAAGAUGACCAAGACGCCGUCAAUACGAAGCAGGCAAGCUAGCAUUGUGGACCAGACACCUGUGUUGAAAAAGAAGACUUCAGAUUCGUUAAAACAUAAUUCUUGGCUGUUUAGCGGAUCUAAAGGAGAGGCCCGCCGCGAGGGCUCCACAGAGGACACGACAGCAGACGUGGACGCGGACGCGAGUGACGCGCCCGCCAAAGACCAGCUCGAUAAAGACAACAACUGGCGUGGCUCCGCGGUUAACAGCCGCGGCGUGAACCGCGCGGAGAGUUGUCGCGAGCGAGACGCGCCGCGUCGCGGCAAGCACCGCAAUGCGUCCGACCCCAACCGUCUCACCUCUGCCGCGCAUAACCACCAUGACCUGGAGCCGGGCGCAGCGACAGCACCCUCAGGCAGUUCUAGCAGUUCGAGUCUCUCCUCGAGGAGUAACGAGAGCAACACCGUGCCCGCUGAACAACAAGCAUCCCAAUCCGACUGGUCGGACGAGGACGAGCCGCUGGCGGCGCAGUGGGCGGACAGCUUGCCGCCGCGCGCGCUCGACUCGCUCACACUCUCUGCAAGGUUACGCAAGCGCCAAGAAGUCAUACACGAACUGAUCGUCUCGGAGGGCUCGCACGUGCGCUGGCUGCGCGUGCUGGGCUGCGUGUUCCUGCGGCCGCUGGAGGCGUCGGGGCUGCUGCCGGCCGACGAGCUGCGCGCGCUGCUGCCCAACCUGCCGGCCGUGCGCGAGCGGCACGCCAAGCUGUACGCCGAGCUGAAGGCGCUGCGCGGCGACCCCGCGCGCUUCGUGGUGCGGCCGCGGCCCGUGGCCGACGCGCUGCUGGCGGCGCUGGGCGACGCGGGCUACGCGCCCACGCUGGCGCGCUUCUGCCGCGGCCAGCGCAUGGCGCUGGACGCGCUCAAGGAGCGGCGCCGCAAGAACAAGGAGCUGCACCAGUUCCUGGCCAGCCGCGAGCAGCUGCCGCUCUGCGGCCGCCUGCAGCUGCGCGACCUGCUGGCCUGCGUCUGGCAGAGGCUCACAAAAUACCAACUACUCCUAGAGAGUAUACUAAAGACCGUGAGCGAAGAGGACAGCGAGGACAGCGAGAAGGAUUCGCCGGAAGAUAUCGAGACGGUCCGAAAGGCCCUAAACGUCGCCAAGGAAGUUUUACACAGUGUUGACACCGCCAUACGGACGUCUGAAAAUGAACACAGACUCCGGACUAUCCAGUCCAAGCUGGAGGUGCGCAUCUCCAUCGCCGGCAGCGAGUGGGACGAGGUGCGGCGCCUGGACCUCACCACCAAGGUGCUGCGCAUGGAGGGCGAGCUCAGCAUCCGCAACGAUUCCAACAAGAAGAUGACUGUGCUGGCGCUGAUGCUGGAGGACGCUCUGGUGCUGCUGCAGCGCGAGGGCGAGCGCUUCGUUCUGCGCCCCAUCACGCCGCCGUCGCAGCAGACGCUGCUGUCGCCGCUCAUCAAGUGGGAGAAGGUGCUGUUUCGACCGAACGCGGCAGUGCGCCACACGUUCUUCCUGAUGAACAUUAACGGCGUUCAGAUGCACGAGCUGUCGGCUAGCUCCGCCAACGAGUACGCACUGUGGGUUCGUCACAUGAGCACGCUGCCCCUGGCCAAGCCGGAGCUGCGGCCCAGCCUGGUGCCGCACCACGCGCCCAGCCGCUCGCAGGACGACUCGGGCAUCAACGUGUCGCGGAACCCGUCCGACGCGUCCGAGAAGUCGACGUCGAGCGCCGGCCCCGACGACGAGGCCGAGCGCGGCGGCGACAAGGACCGGGCGUCCGGCGAGGACGAGCGGGAGAAGGGGCCCGAGAAGGCCGCGGAGCGGGAGCGGGACGAGGACCGGCGGUCCGUCGACAGGGACGAGCGCGACCGGGAGGAGAAGCACAAGCCGCGGCGGCCGACGGUGGGCCGCAUCACCACGCACGGCGCCGACGGGCCCGCGCCGCUGCUGGACGCGCGCGCGCUGCGGGUGCAGCCCGCGCCCGCCGACGAGCUGGCGCGCACGGCGCUCACGGCGCUGGCGCCGCAAGAGCGCCUGCGCCGCCUGGACGAGAGCAUCGCGCGCGCGCUGCGCUCCAAGACGGCGCUGGUGGCCGAGCUGCUGGGCCUGGCGCCCGACUCCUUCGCGCACAUGGCGGACCUGGCCGUGGCCGACACGCUGGGCCAAGUGGACGUGUGCGGCGAGCUGCGCGCCUCGCGCCUGUCGCGCGGCGACAGCGCGGACGACGACGCGGCGCCCGAGGCCGCGGCGCCGGACAUGCACCAGCUGCUCCUGGCGGCGCAGGCGCAAGCCAACCAGCUGACGGAGACGCUGACGCGCGCGCUCAGCGUCAGCGAGGCCGCGUGCGUGGCCGGCCGCGCCAGCCGGCAGAGCGGCCGCUGCGGGGCCUGCCGCCGGCGGGCCGACGCGCCGCCCGGGAUCGACUGCGACGCCGACGCGAGCGGCGACGACGGGCCGGCCGCCGAGUCGCCCGAGGCGGCGCUCGACAAGGAGCUGUCGUACGACACGCUGCCCGACCUGGCCUCGGCCGCGGACCUGGAGGACCCGGCGCUGGAGUCGCCCGGCGCCGCGGCGCUGGCCACGCGGCUGGCGGGCGCCUGCAGCGGCCUGCAGGUGGCGCUGGGCCGGCUGCUGGCCGCGCUGCCGCAGCUGGAGCGCGAGCGGCGCGCGCUGCGCACCGAGCUGGCCGCGCUGCGGGACGCCAACGACGCGCUGCGCCGCCACCACGCAGGGUACCCCGCGCCGAACGACAUCUCCUACUCGAAAGAGGGCGUGGACCCGACGUCGAUACAGGACCAACCGAGCAAUGGAGGUUGAUUAAUUAGCAAGAAAACGUCGACUAAGUCAAUACUGUCACCUCGCGGCGAGUAAGGGCGACGAUAAUAUUACUUGAUACUAACCGACCUGUCUAAAUUUGCAAACGUAUAUUCAUUUUAAAUGGCCAUUGUACAAAUUUUAAAGGAUACUUUGAGGCUGAAUCGUGGAAUAUGAAGUGUAAAAAAAAAACCAUCUAAAUGAAUCGCUAUGGACCACCAUUUGACAACAAAAAAGCAACCUUAUAUAGGUUGUAGAUGACGCUCGUUUGAUUCGAUUGAUUUCGAUUGUGCCACAGCUGAGCAUGAAUUGACAAUUUUUAAUCGCCGUCAUGUGUGAACAAAUGUUAAAACUUUUUCAGAAUUCAUUAUUUAAUUUAGUACACUUAUUUCUUUGAGUGAAAUAAUACUUUCAAUAAAAAAAAGUUAGCAUAAUGAUGAAACUUUCUACCAAGCAUUUUACGGUUCCAUAGUCAUCCGAGGAAUCCUUAGAAUAAAAAAAACUCUUUUCAAGAUUAAAUUAAACCAACAAAUAUUCUGUUGAUACUGUAGCACCAUUAUUUACGUUCUUGUCAUAAUAUUGUUGCGUUUUCACAUAAAAAAUGAGGAUCUUGAAGACUUGAAUAAAGAAGCGCAGGACGCAAACGUAUCGUAUGGAAAAAUUGUGUAAGUAUAUUUUUGUUUCGAGUGUUCGUGUAAAUUUGUCAAAUGAAUUUUCAAUGAAAAUAGUCAAGUUCUAUUGAUAAAGUUUUUGAAGUGGGCUAGCUCACGAAAUGACAUUAGUCAAUGUAAAAAAAAUCGAAUUGAAAACAUAAUCAUUUUUUUAUCGGAUCGGCUAAUUUUAUUUUAUUUGUAAUGUCACUAUUUGUAUGGUCUCGUAAAAUAUUUAAACUAUUUUAUUUAAUUUAAAAUAAACUUUUCCGGUUUAAUUGAAAGCUUUGAAAAUUGUUAGAAUCAGUGUUCUGAAUAUUGAUUUCUUUUUCGUUAUUUGUAACAUUAUUUAUGUAUAUAUUUAUUGAUCCAAAAUUUAAAUCUUAAACCGAAUCGAACAUACUGGUCCUGAUUUAUUUAAAUAAAAUUAAUUAUACAAAUGAGACCAAAAUAGCGAGAAAUCCAUUCAACUAAUAAUUAUGAGUUAUAAAAAUCACGUAUUAAAACAUGGUUUUAUAUGAAUGGAGACUAAAAUAUCGAUACAAAAAAAAGUUCUUUUCUUUUCCAAAAAAAUAUUGAUCUAAACGUUUGUCAUAAUGUUUCUGUCAAUUGUCCCAAUUAAUUUUUUUGCUGCAUUUUUUAUUUACUAAUUUUAAUCUUGUGUAACCUCCCUUGCCUGAACUGAAUAACCUAUCAAAAACUACUCUUAGGGCAAUUAUUCAAAAAGUUUGGGUCACUAGUCUUCUUGAUUUGGUAUUUAUGUUCACAAUUAUUAUCGGGAAUUAAUUAGCGGGACUCGCGCAAUGUUCAAAAAUAAUGUUUUAAUGGAUAUUUUUUAAUUGUACAAAAGAGAUUGGUUUUUAGAGUUUUACUUUUGAAAAUCUAAUUUCAAGAUAAUCAAUAGGACCAUUUGUAUCGUUUCGUUUGUUCCAUAGGUUCGUUAAAACACUUGUAGAAAAACUUGUAUAUUUUGUAAUAAUUGUUUUUAGAUAAGAAAGAAUACACUUUGUAAGUACGAAGCUAAUCUUAGUGUAAAAAAAAACUAUAUUAUUCCAUACGUAAGAACAUAAUGUGAUGUAAGUAAAAGAAUUGUAUUUUUAUUUCUCUUUUUUGUGUAAUUAAUUAUAUUUUUAUUUUUCCAAACAUUAAAAACUUCUCUUACUUAUGUUAAAAUCGAUGUAAAUAAACAUUCGUUUUAAGGUUUUAAGCAAAUAUAUGACCACCUUUUGUUUAGAUAUACAUAUAUUAUUUUGUGUAAGAAAAUGUCGAUAAACUCUCCUCCAAGAUUUAUCUGUUAACUAAACAAAAAUCUUAUUAAAUAUCGAAAGUAUUGAUUGACAAUAUGUAUUUUUUAUUUCUGAAAUCAGCGUAGUAUUAAAUUUAAAGGAUUUACAAUAAAAUAUUUAUAUGAAUUUACGAAAUGUGGUGUCCUUUAAAAGAGACCUGUUGACAUGGGCAAAUUUUAAGUAGUUACACAUGUAGCAGUGUCUUGUCGAUUAUGUCUUUUAAAUACACCACGUAUGUAUAUGUGCGUGAGAUAUACCAAGUGGCCACAUCAGUACCUUGCAUAUAGACUAAGGAAAUGUACAUUAACAUCUGUACAGGAUGUUAGGAUGAUUGGGCAGAGUUUUACUUGCAUUGCUUGGGUAGUGUUCCUCUCUUUCCACAAUUAAGUCUACUGUUUAGACAAUACUACUUUCAUUAUUUUUAAAAUACAAAAGUAAAGUGGAACAUGUGGUUCAUUUAAACGCAUUUUUGGACCUAAUUUUUUUGUGUAUACGAACAGUGUAAAACUAGUCGUUUUUGCAAAGGUUGACUAGUUGGAUUUUGACUAGCCAUGUUGCGGAUUUAAUUAAAUCUGCUGAAAACAAGAACAACCGCGUUGGUAAGUCAAUACUAGCGCAAUUACACGUUUAUCUAAAUGGAUAAACACGUUUCGGACCCCUGAUGUAAAAGACCCGUUGAGCUACCUAACACCCUGUAUAUCGAAGCGAAUGUAUAAUAACAGCUUUAUGUAUACUUACAAUCAUAUUGUCCAAGGUACAACAUUUUGUUUUGGUGUACAAACAUUUUUACAUGGCAUUUGGUGUUCAAAAAGAUGUAGAUAGUAAAAUUAUAUGGGCAUUUUUAAAAGUUAUAACAGUUCUUAUUGUUCGAAAGAUUCACAGCCAGGAUUGUGCACAGACAGGUGACAGCCUUGGCAUUUCUGGAUUUGAGGUCCUCUAGCAGAAGUUUCUUGAAUUUAUCAAUAUGAAAGAGUAUAAAAAUGCAUAACUAGUCAAUGCACUGACCCGUUUUCAAUGUAGUAUUGGGUACAUAUAAAGAAUAGGAUAGGUCUUCAUAAGUCCAAAUGCUUUUUAGUGGACACGGGAAUUCAUUACAAAUAUCUUAAGAUAGAAUGCCCUAAGUUUUACUGUAUCCACUU
Molecule: messenger RNA, 7389 nt
Organism: Hyposmocoma kahamanoa
Lineage: Eukaryota; Metazoa; Arthropoda; Insecta; Lepidoptera; Cosmopterigidae
Exons: 21
Coding region: 484-4317 (1277 amino acids)
Biological process (GO): G protein-coupled receptor signaling pathway
Cellular component (GO): cytoplasm
Molecular function (GO): guanyl-nucleotide exchange factor activity; G protein-coupled receptor binding
Source: RefSeq, a predicted model, not a curated record